UGGUACUGAGAGCAAUGGAAUUCCAUUGGAACAAGAUUGAGGCAGUCUGCAACAUAUCAAAAGAAUACUUCAAGGAGAUUAUCACCUUCCUCCUAGAAUCAGGUUACUUCAUGUUCGAUGGCAGUUUCUAUUUGCAGAUGUUUGGGUGCAUUAUGGGAUCCAGACUUAGCCCGAUUUUGUCGUUGUAUGUGAUGGACUAUGUGCUCGACUCCUGUAUACCUAGAUUAACAUUCACACUUGCAUUUAUAAAAAAAUAUGUAGACGACCUAAUAAUAUCCCUACCAUCAACGGGAACUGAAGAGAUAUUGCAAGUUUUCAACAGCUUCGACCCCAAAUUAAAGUUCACGAUUGAAACAGAAGAUUGUUACAACUCUGUUCCGUUCUUAGAUACCAAGGUAUGCCGAGUGGAUAAUAAAGUAAAAUUAAACUGGUAUAGAAAGACGACUUCUGCAGGAAAGUUUAUACAUUUUUUAUCUGACCAUCCAAUGAGCAUAAAAUUAAAUUUCAUUAAAGAACAAAAAAACAGGAUUUAUAAAAUCUGUGAUCCAACAUUCAGAGAUGGAAGCAUGAAAAGACUGUUUGAUCUUUUAGUUGAGAAUGCCUAUCCUAAAACAAUGUUGAAAAAACUUCUAUAUUCUACUUCAAUGUUGCCUUCGACUGAAAGUCAAACACAACCUGAUAUGGUGGGAGAAACAGAAGUUGUGAAAUAUAGAAGCAUCCCUAACAUCCCUUACCUUACCUACAAAAUUAAAAAUUGUUUUAAAGAUUAUAAUAAAAAAGUGAAAAUAGUAGCACAGUGCAAAAAGAAAGUGGCAAAUUUAUAUUCAAAACUGAAGGACCCUAUACCAAAAGAAAUAAAAUCGAAUGUGGUGUACGAACUGGAAUGUACUGACUGUCAUGAAACCUACGUAGGUCAAACCUCUCAGUGGCUUAGAAAUCGCAUGAACUUACAUAAAAGUGAUAUUAGAACAAAUAACCUGAGAUGUGCAUUAUCUGUUCAUGCUAAUAAGUACUCACACAGUGUUGAUUUUAAUAACGUAAAAAUUUUAGAUGUAAAUGUAAAUUAUAAAAAAAGAUGUAUACUAGAAAUGAUCCACAUACAAACUCAAAAAAGUAAAAUUAACAAGAAAACGGACACGCAGAGAUUAAGUCCAAUAUAUGCAUAUCUCAUAGAAUUUUCUAACAGACCAUUUUUCGAUGGUCCAGUUGAUGGAUGACAUUUAACCUAACUUUGUUUAUUGCGUAUUAUGAUAUUGCGUUUCUUAAUUGAUAAUCAUUUGAUAUUGCCCUGUUUGAUGCUUGUGUCUGAUUUUGUACAAUUCUUAGACUUAGAGAUUAACCUCGCAUUCAUUGCCCUGAGGAAGAAGCAAAAUAAGCUUCGAAAGCUAGGCUUUACAUGAAUAAAGAGUAAAUAUAUCUCGUUAAUUGCUGA
Molecule: messenger RNA, 1432 nt
Organism: Harmonia axyridis
Lineage: Eukaryota; Metazoa; Arthropoda; Insecta; Coleoptera; Coccinellidae
Exons: 2
Coding region: 15-1217 (400 amino acids)
Source: RefSeq, a predicted model, not a curated record